Leishmania major strain Friedlin is the source of this 1350-nucleotide messenger RNA. RefSeq lists its product as hypothetical. The record is from RefSeq and is a predicted model, not a curated record. The transcript has a single exon. Bases 1 to 1350 code for a protein of 449 amino acids. NCBI's taxonomy places the organism in Eukaryota, Euglenozoa, Kinetoplastea, Trypanosomatida, Trypanosomatidae.
AUGACUCAAAAACUGCUGUUGGCGGAGGGCCUUGACCUGCUGCGCCAGUGCGAGCAGCACGAGUACGACGUGGAUCGGACAAAACUUCGCAUCAGCAGCCACAACCGCUACUGCAGCGAGCUUGGGCGGCUGCUGCAGAGCUACGACACGGUGUACCACCAAUACGUGCGUGGCAUCCAGAUCUUGAACUACGUGCGCCACACAGCCCUCGCGGACACGAACCCCGUAAACGCGCAAUACGCCAAGAACCUGUCAGAGUUCUGCGCUGCUAAGAUCACGGCGUACAUGACGCGGUGCAGCAACAUCAUUCGCAAGACUGACGGCAUUCUUGUGCCCAUCGAGCAGAUCGACCUCAUCACGAAGGAGGGCUACGUCCCGGAGGACACCAUCUACCUGCAGGACGGCAUCACGUACCCGUUGUCGCGGAAGGAGAAAGUCAUAGCGAAGGAGUUCGCGCUCACGGCCGGCACGUACGUCCUGACGCUCAAAAACCGUGACGACUACACGCUGGCGGCGCCGGAGGUGGACGUGGCGCUCGUGGUCCUGCCUCAGCGAGGCAGCGGCUUUGAGCCGUCGCGCGUAGAGAUGAAGUUGCCGUGCCAGUGUGGGUGGCGCAAGGUGGUCGGCGUCGCGGAUGUGUCGACGGUGCAGCUGGAGAUCCGCUACAGCGGCAUCCGCGAUGCGCACGUUGACGUGAUCUUCCAAAAAUGGUGCGCCAUCGAGGACAUCGGCCGCUCCGGCGGCGUGGUGAACGGCCCCGGCCCAGCGCUGUCGCCGUCCGCCUUCGAUGGUGGUGAUUACAACUCGGUAUGCAAAUCCCCGCCAAACCGCGGCGGUAGCGGCGGCGCUGCGGGCGGCUUCUCCCAUCACUCGUGCACGCCCGCCCAUGUGUCGGCAAGUGACGCGGGGGCGCCGGCGCACCAGCAGCCGCAGCAGUGGGUGAACAGUCUUCCGCAGCUGCCGGAUGAUGAGCUGGCGACGCUGGCGAACUACAACGUGCCCUCGGCGAGUCUACCAACGGUGCCGGACCGCCCCGCCGACGGCAGUGGAGCUGCUUCGUCGGCAGCGCCCUCCUCGGCCGAGGACCCAUGGACAGCGCUCGCCAACCUCAACGUCCCGUACGCACCAACGACGCGCAACGCACCGAGUGCGGCGUCCGUCAUGCAGGUGCCAGAGCCGGUGGAGGUGAAUCCGGCUGGCAUGACGUGUCGCCAGCGGCUCGACAAGAUCCACCAGCUAAUGGACGCGUGGCCCUCGAUCGGUGUGGUCGCCUGCGCGCUGCCGGCUGAGCCACAAGGCUUCAUGCAAGGCGUCCAGGCUCUGCCUUUUCCGCGUGAGCUCUCAGCGUGA